AUGUCUGCCCUUGCGCGCGCACUGGCUGACUCUGUCUGCAACCAAAAGCUCGUCAUCCCCAAACACCACGGCGAGAAAUUGACCGAUAUCCCUGACGACUCGCUGGUCGAUAUCCUCCAUGUGCUCAAGAAGAUCGCCGUCGCCACGGGGGCCGAAAACUAUAAUGUUUUACAGAACAACGGGCGGUUGGCGCACCAGGAGGUCGACCACGUGCAUUUCCACCUGAUCCCGAAGCCGAAUGAGACGGAAGGGUUAGGCAUCGGGUGGCCCGCGCAGAAGAUGGAUAUGGGUGAGUUGAAGAAAUUGUUUGAAGACCUCAAGGCGAAGAUGUAG
Molecule: messenger RNA, 333 nt
Organism: Cladophialophora carrionii CBS 160.54
Lineage: Eukaryota; Fungi; Ascomycota; Eurotiomycetes; Chaetothyriales; Herpotrichiellaceae
Exons: 1
Coding region: 1-333 (110 amino acids)
Biological process (GO): nucleotide metabolic process
Molecular function (GO): catalytic activity
Source: RefSeq, a predicted model, not a curated record